Diatraea saccharalis (sugarcane borer) is the source of this 669-nucleotide messenger RNA. NCBI's taxonomy places the organism in Eukaryota, Metazoa, Arthropoda, Insecta, Lepidoptera, Crambidae. The record is from the annotation of a GenBank genome assembly.
UAUUAUCAAAAUCGGGGAAGUACCUUUUACUGCUAAUUCUAUAACAUCACUGCAUAACACGGACUGCUUCAGUAACAUGGUUGGACUAGGUAAAGUCAGUCGGCCGGAUAAAAAUAUACCAACGUGUAAAAUAUAAAAAUGAAGGUGUACACAAUAACUGGGAACAGAAUGAAAUUGGUGAUCACGGAAAACAAAAACAAAUUAGAGAUAGUUGGUAAAAACAACAGAGUAAAGAUGAUAAGGAACCAAGGUGAUAUACUUUUGGUUGGACUCAAUUGUGACGUGCACGUGGAACAAAAUUAUGGUAAAAUUGAAGUCAUCGGCACAUGUGAUUCAGUGAAAAUCGAUUGUCAUCAUAACGUGAAAAUAGACAACGAGCAUCUCGUUAUAGGUCCAAGUGUAAACGUUCGCGAGAAAGUGUAAAUUAGCCAAAAUAGAUAUUCAGACAGAUACAUGUUUAUUUUUAUUUUUUUGCAGAGUAUUUAUUUUUAAAUUUAAUUUAUACUCUUGUUGUUUAGUAAAUUAUGUAGUAAUUAAGAUUAAUAUUUAACGAAUUGAUGUUAAAUAAAUUUGAUUAAACUGAAAAGCCUGAUGGAUUUAUUUGCUGGUGUGAAAUUAUUCAAAAACCUGUCAGACGUCAAGAAACAAGGUGAGUAAAGAACAAACGUC